GUUUCCAUAACAAAGAUGGCGACAUAAACAAGCCGAUGCAAGUCUGAACGAUAUUCCAUCUGGAAAUCCCGGGAAAAUGACUGCUAUGGCGAAGAAUCGUCUUAAAAGUUCUUGGACACCUUUGAACAAUACUGAAACUAACAAUAAAGUGAGACUAAACUGGAUUUUCAUAGGCUUUUUUAACACUUACCGCCACAUUUUCAACUAAUUGCUUUAUAAUUUUGAUAAAAAUAUUACAUUGAAAGUAAUUUAUAUUUUUAGCUAUUCGACGAAAGAAGACACUUGGUUAACAUUUGGUUUGAUAAAUGGUCAGAUGUUCAACGAAAAAUUAUACUUGACGAAUUGGUACUAAAAUGCAAGCCGAAACAAUUGGAAUAUCUAGAUGAAAUUGUAGGAAAGUCAAAACCAGUGAAAAAAAUGGAUUUUACGGCAGCACUGCCAAGAGUUUUAUCCAUUUAUAUAUUUUCUUUUCUUGAUCCUCGAAGUUUAUGCAGAUGUUCUCAGGUAUCAUGGCAUUGGAAGAAUAUUACAGAAUUAGAUCAGAUAUGGAUGCCGAAAUGUAUAAAGCUUGGUUGGAUGCUGCCUUUUACGCCGGAUCCAUAUGAAAUAGGUGUAUGGAAACGUCAAUAUAUAGAGAAUAUAAUAACUUUGAAAUGUAUGACACCAAUAAAGCCUAAGAGCUCAAGAACCCCGAGAACUCCAAUAAGCCAAUCGAAACCGAAUACAGCGAGAGAAGCGCGAUCGUCUUCCGCCAGUAGACCACCAUGGAAGGGAAGUGAUCCCGUUCCCAAGGAUAUUUGGAGAAACAAUUAUCUUGAUAAUAAGGAUGAAGUUGGCAUAGUUAAAAAAUUACGAGAAACUGGGAAAUAUUUCAACCAAGAAAGUAUUUCGAAAAGAGUAAAUACCGGAAAACAUGUCCAAAUUCCCCGAUCGAAAUCUGUAACGACAGGGGAUAUAAAUAAAUAUACAGGAGAAAGACCUUCAUGGGCAGUUACUAAUGGCAAUGGUACAUAUGCUCUCGACUUAAAUACUUCAAGACCAGCUCCAGUCCAACGCCAACCUAAAGCAAGACCGAAAAGUGGGAAAAGAACUAAUAGGGAUCCUCCAGUUGAUCCUUUGUUUACCGAUAGACCUUGGAAUUUGAUAAAUGAUGAUGACGAAUGUUAAAUAUUUAGUUUAUUAGUUUACUUAAAGGGCUGUCGUGGGUUUACAAUGAGAAAAUCAGUUUUUGAUAUUUACUAUAUAUAUAUAUAUAUAUAUUUAUAUAUCUGAAGAUGUUGAAUGUUAGAGAAAACAGAAUACAAUUCAUUAAUA
This is a messenger RNA of Dimorphilus gyrociliatus, 1314 nucleotides long. Lineage: Eukaryota; Metazoa; Annelida; Polychaeta; Dinophilidae. The record is from the annotation of a GenBank genome assembly.